UUGGGAAACAUGAGUUAACUGGGCAUAAAGUUGCAGUGAAGAUCCUGAAUCGACAGAAGAUUCGCAGCCUUGAUGUUGUAGGAAAAAUCCGCAGGGAGAUUCAGAACCUCAAACUCUUCAGGCAUCCUCAUAUAAUUAAGCUGUACCAGGUCAUCAGUACACCAACUGACAUUUUCAUGGUGAUGGAAUAUGUUUCAGGAGGAGAACUGUUUGAUUAUAUCUGUAAAAAUGGAAGGCUUGAUGAGAAGGAAAGUAGACGCCUGUUCCAGCAAAUCCUUUCUGGUGUGGAUUACUGUCACAGGCAUAUGGUGGUACAUAGAGAUCUGAAGCCUGAAAAUGUGCUGCUUGAUGCUCACAUGAAUGCCAAGAUAGCUGACUUUGGUCUGUCAAAUAUGAUGUCAGAUGGAGAGUUUUUAAGAACAAGCUGUGGUUCCCCUAACUAUGCUGCACCAGAAGUAAUUUCAGGAAGAUUAUAUGCAGGUCCAGAAGUAGAUAUUUGGAGCAGUGGGGUUAUUCUCUAUGCUUUGUUAUGUGGAACGCUUCCAUUUGAUGAUGAUCACGUGCCAACCCUAUUUAAGAAGAUAUGUGAUGGUAUCUUUUAUACCCCUCAGUACCUGAAUCCGUCUGUAAUUAGUCUUCUGAAACACAUGCUGCAAGUGGAUCCAAUGAAGAGAUCAACAAUCAGAGACAUUAGGGAACAUGAAUGGUUUAAGCAGGACCUUCCCAAAUACUUGUUUCCUGAAGACCCAUCAUAUAGCUCUACCAUGAUUGAUGAUGAAGCCUUAAAAGAAGUAUGUGAGAAGUUUGAGUGCACUGAAGAGGAAGUGCUAAGUUGUCUGUACAGCCGAAAUCAUCAGGACCCUUUAGCGGUUGCUUACCACCUCAUUAUAGAUAAUAGAAGAAUAAUGAAUGAGGCAAAAGACUUCUACUUGGCUACAAGCCCACCAGAUUCAUUUCUUGACGAUCACCAUCUGUCUCGCCCUCAUCCUGAAAGAGUGCCAUUUUUAGUAGCUGAAGCACCACGUCCUCGCCAUACUCUUGAUGAGCUGAAUCCACAGAAGUCAAAACACCAAGGUGUAAGAAGAGCCAAGUGGCACUUGGGAAUACGGAGUCAGAGUCGACCAAAUGAUAUCAUGGCUGAAGUUUGUCGAGCAAUUAAACAACUGGAUUAUGAAUGGAAG
Tauraco erythrolophus (red-crested turaco) is the source of this 1181-nucleotide messenger RNA. The record is from RefSeq and is a predicted model, not a curated record. NCBI's taxonomy places the organism in Eukaryota, Metazoa, Chordata, Aves, Musophagiformes, Musophagidae.